AUGGCUGAGUUAUGUAAUGAAGAUUUGACGAAUACUGUAGAAACCAAGCCCGAAAUAAUUGAAAAUGAUUUACCUGAAAAUGUUGAAUUAACGGGGUAUGAUGAUGAUGAUGAUCAUGAUGAUGACGAUGAUAAUAAUGAUGGCGAUAAUGAUGAUGAAUUAAACGCUAUUGAUAAUAGUGAUGUUGUUGAUAAUAUGCGGAUAUAUGAAAACAUAGAGAGUAAAAAUGAAAAUAUGGAUUUUAAUAAUUUCGAAGAAGAUACUGAUACUGCGGGGUUAGAUGAACAAACAAUACAGUCAUUUUUAAAGCAAUUAAUUCAAUUACAAAAUCAAACAAUUAUCAAGAAAAAAGAAAGCCGUCUCAUCCCUAGCAUAUCUAAUUUUAUGAAAUUAGAUUUAGAUAAAAAAAGUGAACGAAUUACACCAACUAUUACUAGACAUUAUUACACAUAUGUGAUUUAA
Molecule: messenger RNA, 462 nt
Organism: Paramuricea clavata
Lineage: Eukaryota; Metazoa; Cnidaria; Anthozoa; Malacalcyonacea; Plexauridae
Source: the annotation of a GenBank genome assembly